AUGCGCCCCGGACUCGUCCCCGGUCGGCGCGAAGAUCACGCCGUGCGCGAGGAGAUGCGCCAGCACGUCGUCUCCGACGCGCGAGAGCAGCAGCGCCCACGCCUCCCCGGAGACGCCGGACGUCAGCGCCUCUCUCGCCGCGGACGCGUGCGCGACGUCGACGUCGAGGAAGCCGUCCAAAGAGUUGGCACCCCUCCCCGGCGCCGGUCGCGUCGCGUAGGCGGGCGUCCGCCGCCGCGCGCCGUAGCACAGCACGUUGCUCGGCACGCUCUGCGCCUUGAACAUGUCGGAGAGCGUCCUCGCGAGGAUCUCGCGGACGCUCGAGCGCGACUCGAACGUCGUCCACGGCGGCAGCUUCGGCGCGCGCGAUCGCGUCGUCGCGAGCGUCCGGCGAAGGAGCGCGUCGAGAUACGCGGGCGGGUCGCCGUCGCGCGUCAGCGCCGGCGUCGGGAGCCCGGCGAGGACGCAGACGGAGUAGACGCACUCCCUCAGGGACGCGAUGGCGGGGUACGCGCAUCGGACGACGGCGGGGACCGGCGGCGCGCGACGUCGCGGUCGCGGCGGACGAUCGGCGGGGGGAGGUGCCAUGUUUCGUCGACGAGAUCUCGGUGUCGGUUCCUCCUAGCUAGGACGCGUCCGUCGCGUCAGCGCCUCGCGCGCGCGCCGCGGAGUCGCGCGUCGACGCCGCGCGUCAUCCCGGCGCGCGUCUCCGCGUCGGGUGGAAUCGCGGCGUGGACGUCGGUCGCGACCCGAACGUGCCGCGCGCGCGCUCGUCUGUCCAUGCAGCUCCCGCGAAACUAUUCAUCAGACGGUGACGCCUCGACGACUGCAUCAUCGCGCUCAGUUCGCACCGCGCGUCUCGAGGAUGCGGCCGGUGCUGACGCUCCUCGGCGCGUUCGGCGGCGCCGCCGCGUGCGUCGGCGGCGCCGCGGUGGGAUACGGCACGAUGCUCGGCGCGACGCCGCGGCCGUGCCCGCACUGCGACGACGACGCGGACGUCCGGCGCGGAGGAGGAGGAGGAGGACGACGCGCGGGCGGGCGGAAGACGUCGUCGUCGUCGUCGUCGUCGUCGGCGGCGUCCCCGGCGGUGGAGGAGGCGAGGCGGCGCGCGGCGUACGACGCGCUCGCGGAAGAGUUCGACGAGAAGCUCGAGUGGCACGAGCUCCUGACCGGGAUCAAAGCGAUGCGAUGGUGGAUGAUGCGGCAGGCCAAGGGCGAGGUGCGCGUCCGCGUCCAUCGAUUCGUUUUUCUUCUCGAGUCGCUCAUCUCUCCGCGUCGCUCACGCCUCACUCAUCGCUCCUUCGUCGCGCGCAUCAGGUCUUAGAAGUCGCCGCGGGAACGGGAAGAAACUUCGCGUACUACCCGGCGGGGACGAAGCUCACCGCGACGGACUGCUCCGAGCCCAUGGUGGACGUGUGCAGGGCGAAGGGCGAAGCGUCGCGCGGCCCACGCGGCGGCGGCGGCGCGCGCUUCGCGAAGCUGGACGUCAAGGUCGACGACGCCGCGCGGAUGAAGUUCAAGACCGGAUCGUUCGACACCGUCGUCGACACGUUUGGGCUGUGCAGCUACGAAGACCCGGUCGCGACGCUGCGAGAGAUGGCGAGGGUGUGUAAAAGCGGCGGUAUAAGCGGCGGCGACGGCGGCGGCGGCGGCCGGCUGUUCCUCCUCGAGCACGGCAGAAGCGACGCGCACGGAUGGCUCUCGAACAUCCUGGACGCGCACGCGACCGCGCACGCGGCGAAGUGGGGGUGCUACU
Messenger RNA from Micromonas pusilla CCMP1545, 1756 nucleotides. RefSeq lists its product as uncharacterized. The annotation marks the transcript as partial. The transcript has a single exon. Lineage: Eukaryota; Viridiplantae; Chlorophyta; Mamiellophyceae; Mamiellales; Mamiellaceae. The record is from RefSeq and is a predicted model, not a curated record. Gene Ontology annotation, molecular function: S-adenosylmethionine-dependent methyltransferase activity.